AUGUCCAACCAGUACAAAGUAAAUAAUAGCUUGGAUAUAAAAAGUAUCUAUCAGAACGAAAUCGAUGAAUUUAGGAAGCAUAUGGAACCACUUUUAAAAAAAUAUCCAUGCUAUGAUACAGAUUACGGUUUAUUACGUUGGCUUAGAGGAUCUAAAUUUGAUAAAGAAGUGGCCGCAGAGAAAAUGAAAUGGUCUUUAAAUACAAUAAAUGCAGUUGGAACAUUUGAUAAAGAUUUUAGUUCAGUUGAGAAAAUCGAAACAAUUUUAAAAGCGGCAUCACCUUCUGCUGAGUAUUUUCCGGGUGGUAUUAUCGGAUAUGAUAAAAAUGGAUAUGUGCUAAUUUUACAUAAUAUUGGUAAAGCACAUCCACGUAGUCUAAUCGGUGCUGAACGGGUAUCCCAAUUUUAUAUCAAUUCCAUAUAUGGUUACGAAGCAACACAAUGCCUAAUAAGAUCCGAGGAAGCGAAACGCGGAUGUAAAUUGGGCGCUGUAGUAAUCAUUGAUUUGAGUGGAUUCUCAUACGAUAUCGUCUUCCACUUGCCAGCCACAAAGAUAUAUAUCUCAGCAAUUAUAAUGUUGCAAGAUAUGUUUCCGGAUGUAGCAGUAAGGUUAUAUGUUGUCAAUACUCCCAUAGCUGUGCAAUUUCUCCUACGAAUGGUUUUAAUGAAUGUUGCUAAAGAAACGGUCAAUCUGUUAGAAUUUUUGGGUAAUGAUUGGAAAGAUAUUUUGGUAGGAAGACAUGGAGCGAAAUUUUUGCCAAAAAGAUACGGUGGUCUGUUGGGUGAUGAUAUUUUUCGAAAAGGAGGCGAGGUUCCGAAUUCUGUAGCACAAAUGAACAAAAAGUAUGUAGCAGAUGAAAAGCUCAAAAAGAUUACCGUAAGCGCACGGGAUGAAGCAGUAAUAAGCAUCUGUGUGGAAAAACCCAACUCAAGGCUUUUCUGGUAUUUUGUCUGUUCAUCUGGUGAUAUCGAUUUUUGCGUGUUGUUCGAGAAGCAAGAGGUUUGGCCACGUUUCCGGAUUUAUACUGAAUUUACAGCAGAAUACAAUGAAAUUGUUUGCAAAGAAGUUGGUACAUAUCAACUGCUAUUCUCCAAUAAACAUGGACGCGUAUGGAGUAAAUGUAUUCAGUAUUACAUUGACGUUAAACAGCCUCUGGCUUAA
Molecule: messenger RNA, 1161 nt
Organism: Brugia malayi
Lineage: Eukaryota; Metazoa; Nematoda; Chromadorea; Rhabditida; Onchocercidae
Gene: Bma-cgr-1.2
Exons: 8
Coding region: 1-1161 (386 amino acids)
Cellular component (GO): cytoplasm
Source: RefSeq, a predicted model, not a curated record